Molecule: messenger RNA, 3534 nt
Organism: Acanthosepion pharaonis
Lineage: Eukaryota; Metazoa; Mollusca; Cephalopoda; Sepiida; Sepiidae
Source: the annotation of a GenBank genome assembly
AUGGAAGCUGUUCUCAUUGAUUUGAGUGGUACGUUACAUAUUGAAGAUUCAGCUGUUGAUGGCGCUGUGGAAUCUCUAAAUACUCUGCAGAAGAGCAAACUAAAACUGAAAUUUGUCACCAACACAACAAAAGAAUGCAAACGAUCUCUUCAUGAACGUCUUAUCAAACUGGGAUUUCAUAUUGACAUCAAGGAUAUUUUCACUUCACUUACUGCUGCUCGUUAUUAUGUUGAGCAACUCAAAGUCAGACCAAUGUUAUUGUUGGAGGAACAAGCAAAGGAAGAUUUUCAAGGAAUUCCUCAAGAUAAUCCUAAUGCAGUUGUGAUUGGAUUAUCACCCAAAGAUUUUCAUUAUGAACAGUUAAACCAAGCUUUUAGAUUGAUUAAAAAUGGUGCACCCCUCGUGGCAAUACACAAAGCACGAUAUUACCAAACAAAAAAUGGACUCUCCCUUGGGCCUGGGCCUUUUGUCUAUGGCUUGGAGUAUGCAUGUGAUACUAAGGCAGAUGUUGUUGGUAAACCUGAGAAAGCCUUCUUCUUGUCUUCAUUGGAAGAUUUGGGCUGUGAUCCAAGCAAAACAUACAUGAUUGGAGAUGAUGUUCAUGAUGACAUUGGAGGGGCACAGAAUGCAGGACUGAAAGGCAUCCUUGUUAAAACUGGAAAAUAUCGAGAAGGAGAUGAAGAAAAGAUAAGCCCACCACCUCAUCAAACAGUUCCUAUAAUACGUAUUCUUUUUAUAACGAAAAUGUCAGACAAAGAGAACCCAUCACCUGAAACAAAACCAUCUCCUCCAAAAAACAAAGAUCAAGAAACUGCCAGUUCAUCUUCAAAAUCUCCUGUUCAGUCACAAAAGAGUUCUCAAGGAAGUGCCAAACAUUCUUCGUCUAAAUCAUCAUCAGUUCCUGGAUCAGCUAAACUAACGUCUGCAGGGAAAAAAAGAAGUUUCAAGAAAUCAGAUAAGAAGACAGCAGAUACUGAAAAUGUUGGUUUUGAAAAAGUUCUCCCAGAUGGUUGUUUUCCAGUUGCCUUGUUGAACCAAACCCAGGAACUAUUUGGUUGUGUCAUUGAUGAAGAUGUGACUGAGGAAAAUCCAAUAAAAAUUCUUAAAAAAGAUGACAUUGUUAAUGAUCUGAAGACCAGAGCUGCUGUGUCAGAUUUUAGUCCUUUCAAACAGAAAAUAUUUGAUUAUGAAGGAGAAGAAAUCCUCAUUUUCUUUGAUUCUGACUUCCGAUAUGGAGAGAACUUUUGCAUUGCUCUGACAGAAGAGGCCAAAGAAAAGAUUCUACACCCACCAAAGGUACAUGAGGAGGUAACUCAGCAAAGUACUCAAGAAGCAGAAGGUGAAAUUGAAGUUGUUGUACCAAAGUAUGAACCACCUGUCCCUAAACCUUGGGUGCAUCUGGGAAGUGAAAUAGAAAUUAGAGAUGAAGUAGCUUUUGAAAAAAGAGGCAAAAUCAAUCUAAAAGCAAUAAGACUCCGUAGAGAUUUUGGUCAGACUUACAGUUUUACUGACCGUGGCCCUUUGGAAAAGGAUUGCUAUGUUGAAUAUUGUUUACCUAAAGAAGGCAACUUUGAUCUUCAUAGAAUGGAACUUGAUAAGUUUAUUCAGGCUAUUCCUAUAUUGAAGACCGUUGGAACACAAACGGACUGGAAACAACCAAGAAAUGCUUGUACACAGUAUAUACCUCGAACAUUUACCGAAGAAGAAAUUAUUCAAAUUGAAGAACUUCCCAAUUAUUUGGAGUUUAUGAAGAAAGUCACUCCCAGAUUUGAGCAGGCUUUGCAGCAGAAUGAAAUCAUGGAAGUCUUCUUUGAUGAUUGGCAACACUUAGGAACAAAUGUUGACAUGACUGUCAAUCAAGCUAUUAAUCAACUCAGGGAAUACCAGUCUUUCUGUGACCUGAAGUACAGCAAAGAUAAAGCUAUCACAUGUAUCCAAUGGCAUCCAACAUUUCGAGGCAUUAUUGCCUUUUCAGCAGCAGAAAAUCUGACAUUUGAUGAACGAAUUGAUUAUAGUCAUCAAAUUCUGCUUUCUCCUUCUCUGAUCUUGAUCUGGUCUUUCACUGAUCCUAUACAUCCACAGCUCCUGUUGCAAGCACCUGAAGACAUUUACUGCUUCCAGUUUAAUCCAUCUGAUCCAAACAUUGUGGCUGGGGGAUGCAUCAAUGGUCAAGUUGUUUUAUGGGACAUUUCUCAGUAUGUUAACCGACUCAAGCUACCCAAAGGGGGACAGAAGAAGAACUGCGUGUAUUUGCCUGGAUUUGAGGAUGCCUCUUAUUUUGAAACCCCAAUUGUUCGGUAUUGUGCCUUGUCCAGCAUUGAAUACAGCCAUGUUGAAUGUAUUACUGACAUAAGCUGGAUACCUGAUCAUAUUGAUAUUAACCGGCUUGGAGUCACAUUAGAAAAUAAAGAGCAAUGGUGCAAUCAACUGAUGACCUGUGCAGUUGACAACCAAAUUUUAAUUUGGGAUACGCGCAACCCAAAACUGACACACCGUGAUAGUGAGAAACCAAAGAAAACAGUUUCUAUCUUGUCAAAAGUUCCAGAUACCUACCGCCAUUUGGAUUUGACAUGGAAACCAUUGUUAAAGAUCAAUCUCAAUAAAUCAGAAGCUGGUGCAGAUUACAGUCCAACAAAAAUUUCCAUUUCAGAGAUUCAAGGAGACAGAAAUCUUUUGACCAAAAAAGAUGAGAACAAAGGAGAUGAUUAUUCAAACAAACCAGGAUCAGGAAAAGACAAAAAGGUUCUUCAGGCUGUGAAUACACGUUUAUUUGUAGGAACUGAGAUUGGUGAACUUUUAUAUGUAGAUUGGAUGCCCCAUAAAGAUUCUGACUCUGGAAAAUUAGUGACUACCAAACCAGAUUUUUGCCACACUUUUCAUGAUGGACCAAUUUGUGCCUUGAAAAGAUCUCCUUUCAAUAAACAUGUUCUACUUGUGGUUGGAGGUUGGAACUUUACUCUUUGGAAAGAAGGUGUCACAACUGGUCCUCUCUUGCAGUGCAGUUACAUGAGUCAUGUUGCUUGUGAUGGUUGCUGGUCACCAACUCGACCUAGUGUUUUCUAUAUAGCCCGUAAGGAUGGUACCAUAGAUGUGUGGGAUGUCUUGGAUAAAACUCAUGAGCCUUUCUUAUCACAGAAUAUUACUCCCUUUUGUAUUACCAGCAUUGUGCCAAUAGAAUUUUCCCAGAAACGUCAAUUAUUAGCAGUUGGUGACAAUUCGGGUACAUUACAUGUAUUGGAAGUGCCAUGGAGUUUACGAACACUCAUGAUGAAUGAGGUGGUCUCUUUUAAUCAUUACAUUGAAAGAGAAACCAAAAGGCAAGCAUUUGUGGUCAAUAGAUGGAAUUUGAGGGAACAAGAAAAACGGAAUAAAGAACUGGACAAGAAGUCUUUUAUCAAACGCCCUUCAUACCUCCUAGAAGAAGAAAGCGAACAGCAGCUACGAAUUUUGUAUGACGCAUAUUUAGAGGAGGAAGCAUCAGUGCUACGAACAUUAGGCCUGAAAACUGAAGAGACAGAUCUUCCAGAAAAAUAA